AUGGACGUUUCCACGCCGGUAAACCUUUUCGAAGAUCUAUUAGAGGUGGACGAGGUUGAUCGUGAUGUGUUUUGCUCCAGAAAACUCGUUUCCGGUGUCCCAGGAAGUUCGCUUGUGUACGGUGGUCAGGUGAUCGCUCAGGCGUUGAUGGCCACUCUUAAAACUGUUCCUGAAGCUUUUCAUCCGCAUAGUUUGCACUGCUACUUCGUUCUUGGCGCCGACUUCGAAAAGCCGAUCACGUACAGCGUGGAACGCAUUCGUGAUGGUAGAAGCAUUUAUUCAAGGCACGUCAAAGCGACGCAGGACGAUCACACGGUUGCGACUUGCGAAAUUUCGCUUCAUAAGGUAAAUAAGCAGAAUUAUAUGUUUGCGCAUAUGCACAUAAGUAUGCACUUGCAUAUAAUUCCACUAAAAUUAAGGAACGUACCUUCGUAA
Molecule: messenger RNA, 435 nt
Organism: Soboliphyme baturini
Lineage: Eukaryota; Metazoa; Nematoda; Enoplea; Dioctophymatida; Soboliphymatidae
Source: the annotation of a GenBank genome assembly